AAAGAACUAAACAACUAUAUAUUGCUCCAUUUCCUCCCACACCCAGCAUUACGCUUUGUGUUCUUUUUGUGAAGACAAGAUCCCGUAAUCCAAAAUCUCAUUUCCCUCAAAAGAAAAACUUUUUUUUCGAAAAUAAAACUAAACUUUAAAAAUGGGAAACAGCUUAGGAGCAAAAAAGAAAACUACAAAGAUCAUGAAAAUGAAUGGUGAAACGAUUAAGUUGAAGACACCGGUGAACGCCGGCGAUGUCAUGAAGGGCCACCCGGGUCUCGUGUUGAUGGAUUCGGAGAUGGUGAAGCAUUACGGAAUCCGGGCUAAGCCGUUGGAACCUCAACAAGAUCUGAAGGCUAAGAGGCUUUACUUCUUGGUUGAAUUGCCAAAGUUUCCUGAAGAUAAAUCGGCCAGAAGAGUCCGGUCGGGGAUAAAUAUGAGCGCCAAGGACCGGCUGGAAAGCCUAAUGUUGGGUCGGAGGUCGGCGUCGGAUUUAUCGUUCAUGAAGGCCCCGAGCAUUAUGGUGGAGAAUGGCGGCGGUGGUAGUGGAGGUGGUGUCGAGCCAUUGAGGGUGAAGUUGAGGUUGCCAAAGGCGGAGGUAGAGAGGUUGAUGAGGGAGAGCAAAGAUGGUGGUGAGGCGGCGGAGAAGAUCAUGAGACUUUGCAUGGAGAAAAAUGGCGGCGGAGGUGGUGGGGGUGGCGAGGCACCGACGGAUAAACGGCGGGUGCAAUGGAAAGAGGAUGCUUCCAAGGGCCGUGGGAAAAGAGUGGGAUUUCUUCCUGUCAGCCAAGAGCUAAACAUGGAAUAGCACAAAAUACCAACCAAAAAACACAGUAUAGCCAAGCAGAGUUCUCUCAAUUUUCCUCCUACUCCUCCUGUAUAUGAUCCACAAUAUGUAUUUUUUCUAGAAUGAAUUUAAUUUUAAUUAUUUAUAUUUGUAAAUUUAUGGUAAAUUAAUCAUCAUAUGUGUUAAAAUAUAAUGCAAAACAUUAUGUAUGUUCGAAUAAGUGAUUUAAGGAAAAUGUUCCUGUUGCAACAACCACAUGAUUAUAAUCACUCAUUUUAACAUACUUUAAUGUUAUUAUAUUUUAUUAAAUAUGAUCGUUAGUUUAAAAUAAGUUUAUAAACAUAAUGAUUAGAUCGUUAAAUGACACAUUCGUCUUUUAUUCUUUUUUUUUUUCAUGUAGCUCUCUGGUGCUGUGGAAUAAUUUUGUAAUCUUAUUUUGAUGCAUG
Molecule: messenger RNA, 1224 nt
Organism: Lactuca virosa
Lineage: Eukaryota; Viridiplantae; Streptophyta; Magnoliopsida; Asterales; Asteraceae
Source: the annotation of a GenBank genome assembly